AAUUAAUCUAAUUAACCAAAUUAAUAGGGAUAACCUGAAAAGAAAGAUGUUUCAAAGCAAUUUUGCUAUGGGAUAAGUUAAUCCUUCAUCUUUAAGAGAAACUGUUGUUGAAGUACCUAAUGUCAAAUGGGAAGAUAUUGGAGAUUUAGAAGAAGUUAAAAAAUAGUUAUAAGAAAUGAUCUUAUUCCCUAUUGAACAUCCAGAAAAAUUUCAUAAAUUUUGUAUGUAACCAUCUAAAGGUGUUUUAUUUUAUGGACCACCAGGAUGUGGUAAAACAUUAUUAGCUAAAGCUGUUGCUAGUGAAUGUUCUGCUAAUUUCAUUUCUAUUAAAGGACCUGAAUUAUUAACUAUGUGGUUUGGUGAAUCUGAAUCUAAUGUUAGAGAAGUAUUUGAUAAAGUCAGAUAAGCAUCACCUUGUGUCUUAUUCUUUGAUAAAUUAGAUUCUAUUGCUGUUUAAAGAGGUAAUAGUGUAGGUGAUGCUGGCGGUGCAGGUGAUAGAGUUAUCAAUUAAUUAUUAACUGAAAUGGAUGGAAUAAGUGCUAAAAAAAGUUUAUUCUAUAUUGGAGCUACUAAUAGACCAGAAAUACUUGAUGAAGCUAUCAUUAAACCUGGUAGAUUAGAUUAAUUAAUUUACAUUCCUUUACCUGAUGAACCAUCAAGACUCAAUGUUUUCUAAGCUAAUCUUAGAAAAACACCUGUUGCUUAAAAUGUUAAUCUUGCAUAUUUAGCAAAAAUUACUGAUGGAUUCUCAGGUGCGGAUAUCACUGAAAUAUGUUAAAGAGCUGCAAAAGCUGCUGUCAGAGAUGUAUAUAUAUAAUAUUAGUUUUUAGGUUAUUGAAGCAGAAGCAAGAUAAAAAUAAGCCCAAUAAAUGUCUCCAAAUAAAACUUAAUCAUAAAUUAUAAAAGCUGAGCCUGUUCCAGAUCUUAACCGUAAGCAUUUUGAAGAAGCACUUAGACAUGCUAGAAAAUCAGUUACAAAUAUUGUAAUACUAUUUUCUAUAAAUUUAAGAUUUAUAAAAAUUUGAUCCUUCAUUUAACAAAGGAGAAAAAUGAGGUGGAUUUUCUUUUAAAUGGCCUGAAGCUGGUGGUUAAUAAUUUGGAAGAAGUUAAUAAAGUAGAAUUUAAGAUGA
This is a messenger RNA of Paramecium sonneborni, 1130 nucleotides long. The record is from the annotation of a GenBank genome assembly. Lineage: Eukaryota; Ciliophora; Oligohymenophorea; Peniculida; Parameciidae.